AUGUAUAACGUAAAACAUAUUUGUGACUUGAAUUCUAGAUUGAAAUGCGAUAGCAGAUGUGAUGAAGUCACUCCAAGAUAUAGAUACGAGUAUUCUGCCACACCGGCCGACGUUGGCUCAGAAUGUCCCGAACCGGAAGUGCAUUGUAACCCAGACACACCUUUCCGGUCCAUAGACGGAAGUUGUAACAACCUGGAACAUACGCGUUGGGGUGAGGCGGAACGAGUCCAAAACCGUGUUGUGGACAACGCUUUUGAAGACGGAAGAAAAGAACCACGUGCUACCUCGAGCUGUUCUGGCGCUAAGCUCCCUUCCCCUCGUGCAGUAAGCUCGCGCGUGCACACGGCGGACGCUACCACCAUGGAGACGGAGCGACGCGUGACAUACAUGAUAACUGUGCUAGGACAGUUCCUCGCCCACGACUUUACUCUAACACGCUUUUUUGAGCGUUCAGAUGGGAAUUCUCUUGAAUGCUGUCUCGAGGAUAGCUCUAAUCCUGAAUGUAUCCAGAUCCCUGUGUCAGAAGAUGACCCAUUCUUCGACGUCGACUGCUUGGGAUUACCAAGAUCCGUCGCACUCACAGACUGCUGUGGUGUCCGCCAGCCAGUGAACUCUCAGACCGCAUAUUUGGAUCUCUCUGUUACAUACGGUUCGAGUAAGAAGGAAAACAAAAUACUCCGAGAGCUACGAGGAGGUUUGAUGAAGAUGAAUGGACAACGCCUGCCCGCGGACAUUGACGACACAGCGUGUGAGCUCAACAAGACCUUCGACCCGAACACCUUCUACUGCCUAAAAGCUGGCGAUCUCAGGGUGAACGAGGUACCUUCACUCUCCAGCAUGCAAACGCUGUUUGCGCACGCGCACAACGACAUCGCUUCCGGUCUUCAACUCGUCAACCCGCAUUGGCACGACGAGCGUCUCUUCCAGGAGGCUCGGAGGAUUUUAGUGGCUAUCUGGCAGAACAUCGUGUAUGGAGAAUACCUUCCAAUUUUGCUUGGAGAACGGACAGUUAAAAAAAUAAACAUAAACAUAAGGCCAGAUGGCUACAAGGACACCUAUGACUGUAACACAGACGCCACCGUCAUCAACUCGGUGGCCGCUGCCGCUCACCGUUACGGUCACAGCAACGUAAACAGGUUUACGGGACAGAUGGACGAGGACUUCAAACUUAUGUACCUAGACAACCUUGAACAUAACUUCUUUAAACCGAACGCAAUCCUCUCGAAUCGAAGCGAUGGUUACAACAAUAUUCUUCGAUGGGCGACAGCUGAGAAAUGUCCAAUGCUUGACAGGGAGGUCGAAAAAAGCGUUCAGCAGAGACUGUUUCCAGAUGCAGAUGGCAACACUUUGGAUUUGGCAGCACUCAACAUACAAAGAGGCCGAGAACACGGAUUGCCGGGCUACAAUGCGUACCGGAAGCUGUGUGGUCUGAGCGAGGCAUGUCAUUUCGGAACCGGAAAAGGCGGCCUUGUUGAUCAUGAUGAAAACACAGUCAAGCUAUUGGAAGAUGUUUACGACUGCCCGGGUGACAUUGACCUCUUCACUGGGAUCAUAACGGAGCGCCGGGGAUCCGAGGGUCUGCUGGGGCCCCUCGGUACUUGUAUGAUUGGUGAACAGUACAAGCGCUUCCGAGACGGAGACCGCUUCUUCUUUGAACGAAACGAUCCGGUGGUUGGGUUUACCAAACCCCAGCUUAACGCAAUUAAAAAGAUGACGAUGGCGUCUUUGAUCUGUCAACACACUUCGACUACCAAACUGCAGCCAAACGUUUUCGUUAUGCCAAACAAAAAUAUGAAGAAUGAAAGAGUACAUUGCGACGACCUUCCGAGCCUUGACCUGUCGCUGUGGAAGGAAAAAGAACGCGGACGCCACACUCUCCAAUAA
Mya arenaria is the source of this 1884-nucleotide messenger RNA. RefSeq names its product chorion peroxidase-like. The coding region runs from base 1 to 1884 and encodes 627 amino acids. Gene Ontology annotation, biological process: response to oxidative stress. Gene Ontology annotation, molecular function: heme binding; peroxidase activity. The transcript is spliced from 13 exons. NCBI's taxonomy places the organism in Eukaryota, Metazoa, Mollusca, Bivalvia, Myida, Myidae. The record is from RefSeq and is a predicted model, not a curated record.